Coregonus sp. 'balchen' is the source of this 1063-nucleotide messenger RNA. NCBI's taxonomy places the organism in Eukaryota, Metazoa, Chordata, Actinopteri, Salmoniformes, Salmonidae. The record is from the annotation of a GenBank genome assembly.
AUGGUCUUCAUCACAGAUGACUCCGAAAAGGCUAUGAUUGAUGGCCAUGAAAUCGUUUCACACAAGAACCUGCUUUCGCUUCAUUCCCUGGAGUGUCCAGUCAGACUGCGUUGACAUUCAAAGUCAAACUGGAUGAGUUGAGAGCCACUUGUGCAGGUCAACACCCAGAUGUGCACUGAUGUAAAACUCUUCAGCCUAAGGCUCGACUGCAGUAUGCUAUUGAGCUCCAAAGUGGAUCUCGCUCCCCUUGUAGACGCUGGUCUCUGCUGGGGAGAAAUGGAGGAUAACAGGAGCUGUCUCUGGAUGUGUACGGCUGUGUCUACCACGGCAUCAUUCCGCAUGAGCUCCUCCACGCACUGGACUUCUACCACGAGCACACCAGGAGCGACAGAGACCAGUAUGUCAAGAUCAAUUGGGAAAAUAUUCCUCAUGGUGACAAGUUUAUUGCCACACCACACAGGACAGACACACAUACACAUAACAGUACAAGAAGGAAAUUGAAGGUGAAUAGUGGUUUUAUGGUCAGUGAUGCAUUAACACCAGUUGGGAAGUCCAGAGUAGUGGACAGAAGGGUCCAUGGGUGAGUUGUAGUGGAGGACAGGAGUUUACAGAGACUUCACCCUGCCCUCCUGGGAACAACUAAAGCACAAUCAAAGUGGGGGUUCUGCUGCCCCCGGUAGAGCCUCUAAUUAGCUGAUCUAGGUCAGAUGACAAAAGAUAGGAGAGAGUUCCAGAAAGACCCCUAGCAACAGAGGUGGAAUUGUCCUCUAUCACUGGACAAUAAGGUCAGGCUGAGGUCGGGGGUUACCUCAGCUGUAAGAAGGCCCAAAGUUUCUCUUAAGUCCCAGAGCCAGGGAGAGGGUUUGAAUGGUUAAUGUCUGAGGGUUUUGUACACACUAACUUUGCAUCCCUUCCAUUUUAGGACUGCCUUCUCAAUUGAGAAUGGAGGGGGGGGGGGGGGGGAAACAUCCCUCCCGUUCCUGACCCCUCUGUGAACAUAGGACAGAGGCAGGAUGUGUCUGACAUUGACAUGCAGAGGAUCAACAACCUACAGUAUAUAUGA